UCUGCUUUCGAGAAAGGCGGGAACGAGAACAGAACCCUAAUCACCUUUUUCUCGAAUUCCACCAUGGCUAUAUGAUUACAGUAGUCCCCUUCGUGUCUCUUCGUUUCCUUUUCCCUCUCCUUAUAAAUCGUUCCACUCUCUUCUUCCGAGAACAACCACAGUAUCUCCUCUACAACCACAGUUACAUUUUGAGAACAACAAUGCCGGUCGUUGCUGAGUACGCGAAGUCGAAUCGAUCGUCGUGUAAGUCAUGCUCGAAAAAGAUAGCUGUGAAAUCGCUUAGGUUAGGGUUGAUUAGCAAAGGACCUGGCGGGGUUGACAUGACCAGGUGGCACCAUUUCGAUUGUUUUCCGACUGAUUCGGAAUCGAUUGCUUCCGUUGAUGAUAUUCAAGGCUUAUCCGUUUUAGAGAAAGAAGAUCAGGAUGCUUUGACGAAAUUGGUGGAACAAGGUGGUCAAGAACCUGCUAAAAAAUUAAAGCAGCGUGAUGAGAAGAAGGAAAAGGUUAAGAAGCCUUUAGUUGGGCCGAAGAGGUUUAACGAGGCGACAACUUCAAAAGUUAUUGCUGAUUAUGCGAAAUCGAGCAGGUCAUCAUGCAAGAGGUGCUCUCAGACAAUCGUUUCAAAGGAUCUGAGAGUGGGGCUGGUGACUAGAGACGCCAGGGGAUUUGAUGUGACAAGCUGGCAUCACUUGGGUUGUUUUCCCAUUGAUUGGCAUCCGAUUGAUUCUGUGGAGGACGUUGGUGGAUAUUCAUCCCUUGAGAAAGGUGACCAGAAAGAAUUACAGCAAUUGGCCGAACUAAGCGGGAAGGACACUUUGAUAGAUGAUGUCCAGAAGAUGGAUGAAGGUGAUGAUGAAUCUGUAGCUGAUAAUGAGCUAACGGAGGAGACAAAAAAAGGAAAACAUUCCCAGGUUGCAAAAUUGGUGGAACAACCUGGCGAGCCUGCAAAAGAACAGGUCAAUGAGGAUGAAGAGAUAAAAAUGCCUGCAUCUGAUGAAAUAAGUGGGCAGAAGAUUAAGGAGACGACAGGUUCUCCUGAUUCUUCAAAAGUUAUCUCUGAGUAUGCGAAAUCGAGCAGAUCAACUUGCAAGAAGUGCUCUCAGACUAUCGCUGCAAAGGAACUGAGGUUGGGCCUGGUGACCAGAAACUUCCGUGGCUUUGAUAUGACACAAUGGCAUCACGUGGGUUGUUUUCCUGUUGACUCUGAUCCCAUUAGUUCUGUAGAGGACGUUGGUGGAUUUUCAGAACUGCAGAGUGGUGAUCAGGAUGCUUUAAAGGAAUUGGUCCAACAAUGCGGGAAGAAGACUUUGGUAGAUAAGAUGGAUGAAGAUAAUGAUGAAUCUGAAGCUAAGAAUAAGCUAACUGAGGAGACAAACAAAAGAAAACAUUCUGAGGUUGGGGAGAUAGUGGAAAAAGAUGAAUCGCUAACUAAAGCAAACCAACAUAAGGCUAAAACACAUAAGGUGAAUAUCAGUGAGUCGACUUCUCAGGUCGAGGUCGAAGCAGAAAUCUCUCUUUCAGCUUCUGAUGUGAAGGAUAAGUACAGGGAUGCCAAUCUAUUACCAAAAUGGAAAGCUUUUGAGACAGUUAUAUUCCUUGAGCGGGAUGAUGGUCUUAAUGAUUCAGAGAAAAUAGCUGCAUUUGAUUUUGAUGGAUGCCUUGCAAAAACAUCUGUGAAAAUAGUAGGGGCAGAUGCAUGGUCCCUAAUGUAUCCUUCCAUUCCUGAGAAACUGCAAAGUCUGUACAAUCAAGGCUAUAAGCUGGUCAUUUUCACAAAUGAAUCCAACAUUGAUCGAUGGAAGAACAAGCGGCAAGCUGCUGUAGAUUCGAAAAUCGGACGUCUCAACAGUUUUAUCGAGCGCGUGAAGGUCCCCAUUCAGGUGUUUAUAGCCUGUGGAGUCUCAAGUUCUGGUGGUAAAGGUAGUAAAGAUGACUUUUACCGCAAACCCAAGGCUGGAAUGUGGCAACUCAUGAAGAAGCACUUUAACUCUGGAAUUGCAAUUGAUAUGGAUAAAUCCUUCUACGUUGGGGAUGCAGCCGGAAGAAAAAUGGAUCACAGCGACGCUGACAUCAAAUUUGCACAGGCGAGUGGGCUAAAGUUUUAUACCCCGGAGGAAUACUUUAUCCCCGCAAGUACAUCGGCAGGGACUUAGCUGUACCAAUCUUGUGCCUAUGUUUGCACUUUGCAACUUCUUUUGCUUUUUUUUUUUUUUGUGUUCAAACUAAUAAUAUGCUUUUGUAAUCAAACUAGUAGUAUUCUUUUGUGAUCAAACUAUCAGUAUGUGUUUAACACUCUUUUGUAUAUUACUGAUACUUAAGUGUCAACUAGAGCUUCUUGAACCAGGAAAAA
Molecule: messenger RNA, 2350 nt
Organism: Arabidopsis lyrata subsp. lyrata
Lineage: Eukaryota; Viridiplantae; Streptophyta; Magnoliopsida; Brassicales; Brassicaceae
Product: polynucleotide 3'-phosphatase ZDP
Exons: 17
Coding region: 72-2153 (693 amino acids)
Biological process (GO): DNA repair
Molecular function (GO): ATP-dependent polydeoxyribonucleotide 5'-hydroxyl-kinase activity; polynucleotide 3'-phosphatase activity; zinc ion binding
Source: RefSeq, a predicted model, not a curated record